AUGCCGCCCUCUUUAACCGACAAAUCGUUAGCAACGGUUAGAACAGAGCUUGAGUACUUGAUGGAGUCCAAUGUUAUUACAGAGGAGAUUUAUCAAAAUGCACUAUCAAGUCUUGUACUAAAGUACUUGCUGCUUAAUCCAAGAGGUUUUGAAGACUUACAAGGUGCAAUUGCCAAAAAAGGAGGAAUCGUCUUACCAUUUCCACCGUCUUUAGAUAAAACAGAAGAAGAAGAAACACAACUGAUACAGUUCGGACAAGACUCGUUUGAUGAUAGUGGAAAUCUGAAAAUUAUGGAUCAAUCUGAAAAAGAGAUAUCAUAUGAAAACCCUCAAAUGGCUACUAGUAGGGUCGAAAAUCAGAAGCUUACAUUGGAAACUGAUCAGAUAACAGUUACGUCACACAGUGGAGAAGGGGCUAGUAUCAUGAACCAGACAAUCACCUUAGAGCCCGCAUUACCCUCCCCUUCUGAUAAUUAUCUGUCUCAAACAGAACCCUCAUCUCCAGUUGGAUAUUGUCGAGUGACUUCUGAUUAUGCUGCGGAAAUGGAGGGUGAUCUUCCCAUCCAAAAAAAUGACAAAUUGGUUAUAACUAAUAAAGAAGAUGAAUCUUGGUGGCUAGGUUACAAAAAAGGCAAAGGACCCAGACAAGCAGGUACAUUCCCUUCUAAUUAUGUAAAGGAAAUUACAGCAGAAGAGUUCAAAAGAAUAGCCCGCCGUCCAGCAGCACCAAUGCCAAAAGAAUCUGAAAAGCUGUACCAGCAAGUAGAUGUCACAAUUCAUCCUGACCCUGCUGAUAUUGUACUCGAUAAAAAGAUACAGGAAGGCCAGGAGAAAGUGAAUGAAGAAGAAAAAAUGGGAAGUGGGGUCGAAGUAGAAGAGUCCAAAGACGACUUCCUUCAUCCACAACCAGAGGAUGAACAGGUAAACGGUCAUCGUUUUAGGGACAAGUUCAAGAGGGGUCGCCUGCCAAAAGCUCCAAGAGAAAGAAGAAGACGAGAAAGGAUCAGGGAGCAUUCACGCCAAUUUGGAGAAGCUAUUGGAGAUCCGCUAUUGGAAGGAUAUAGAAACGUAGUCGCUUACAUAGGUCCCUUAGUACUAAAAGAGUUCUUGGAGGCCUUAAUCGUUGAAAUGAUGCAAGAUUGA
Messenger RNA from Dujonia railenensis, 1143 nucleotides. NCBI's taxonomy places the organism in Eukaryota, Fungi, Ascomycota, Pichiomycetes, Serinales, Debaryomycetaceae. The record is from the annotation of a GenBank genome assembly.